AUGGACCGGUUCGAGGCCAUCUACUCCAACACACCGCCUGCCCCUCCACCCAAGCCGGGCAGCCACGAUGUCUCCCGAAUGAGCACGCCCAUAAACACACAAUCACCUGGCGUAUCACCACUCCCAGACCAACAGCAACAUUCAGAUCUCCCAGAAACAGCAGGCAUCCCAGCUUCACAACAAGCACAAGUCACUCGACCGCAGACAGUCCCAGACCCUGGUGACCAAUGGUUGCCCCAGUUCCUUGAAGACAAGUCGUGCGCCGCCCCAACUCUAUUCCCAAAUCGCCCAAGAAAAAGCGGCAUCCUGACUAUUCUAUAUAAACACAGGAAACAAGACCUCGCCGAAAUAAUCUCCACAUCCUCCCUCCUCUCCGGGCUCACACACGGCCCCUCAACGGCACACCCGUCCCUGACCGCCAACACCGAGGCGCUAUCGACGAGCCUCUCGGCCAACAUCGACCUGGCAACGCACCUGCUUGAGCUGGAGUCUCGGCUGGCGCACGCGCGGGGAUCGGCGCAGGCGCUGCUGCUCAGCACGCACGCGUCGGAGCGGCAGUGGCGCGCCAAGCAGAGCGAGAUGGACCACGCGCUGAGCCCGUUCGCGCCCGCCAGCCUGUACCAGCGGCUGGGUGCGGGCGUCGCCGAGCAGGGCCAGGUGUGCGCUGCGCUCGAGGAGAGCUUCCUCGAGGGUGAGGGCGACGACGGCGCUGCCACCGAGAGGGAGACCCUCGACUGGGUCCGCCGGUACAGGGAGGCCAAGAAGCUGUAUUACCUGCGCCAGGAGAGGAAGGAGAGGUGGGAUGAGGGUAGGGUUGGAGGCUGGAGAUGA
This is a messenger RNA of Diaporthe amygdali, 831 nucleotides long. RefSeq lists its product as uncharacterized. The transcript has a single exon. Gene Ontology annotation, cellular component: ESCRT I complex. The record is from RefSeq and is a predicted model, not a curated record. Gene Ontology annotation, biological process: protein targeting to membrane; ubiquitin-dependent protein catabolic process via the multivesicular body sorting pathway; protein targeting to vacuole. Lineage: Eukaryota; Fungi; Ascomycota; Sordariomycetes; Diaporthales; Diaporthaceae. Bases 1 to 831 code for a protein of 276 amino acids.